Molecule: messenger RNA, 876 nt
Organism: Colletotrichum truncatum
Lineage: Eukaryota; Fungi; Ascomycota; Sordariomycetes; Glomerellales; Glomerellaceae
Product: prolyl aminopeptidase protein
Source: RefSeq, a predicted model, not a curated record
AUGAGGGGUUGUGACGGCCGAAAAUGCUUCAUCCAACGUAGAAACUCGUCUAAGCUAAGACAAGACGACUGCUCAUACCCAUCAGCCAUGUCUACUAUCGAUCACGCUCAAGUACCGCCCGUGGUUGUCGUUGUCCCCGGGUCAUUCGCGCCGGCCAAACUCUACGAUACUUUUACUGCAGUUUUGCGGAAGCAUGGUAUUGAGUCUGAGGUGGUUGACACCCCGUCAGUUGGCAUCCGAGAAGGCCUAGGCCCUCAGUCCAUGAGUGACGAUGUGGCUGAGAUCGUCAAGGUGGUGUCUGAUCUCUUAGAAAAGGGAAAGCAAGUUAUCUUGUUGACGCACUCUUACGGUGGUAUACCCGGAACUCAAAGUCUCCAGCAACUAUCUCGGGUCUCGCGAGAGGCAGCAGGCAAGGCAGGAGGUAUCGACAAGAUCAUCUACUUGACAGCCAUAGUACCUCCGGUUGGCGUGGGCAACUUUGAUUUCUUGGGCACCAAUGUCCCUGAUUUUCUGACAGUUGAUGACGACUACAUGCGCAUUACUCCCGAAGGAACCGCAUCUCUGACGUUUUCGGACUUGCCGCCCGGUCAGGCGUUGGAGGCUGCAAAGCAAAUGUCCGAGCACUCUACGCCAAGCUUCAAAGAGAAGCUGACGUACCCUGGAUAUAACGAUGUCGAGGUCCACUACAUCGUGUGCGAGGAAGACCGGCUGGUUCUACCAGAACACCAACUCGCAAUGGUUGAGUUCCUCAAGGGAUCCACUGGACGGGAUAUUAAUGUGCACAAGCUGCAGAGCGGGCACGCACCUGUUGCCAGCCAGCCUGAAAAUUUGGCAAAGAUCGUGGCAGAAAUUUGUGGAGGAGCUGAAAGCGUUUAG